This is a messenger RNA of Thermothielavioides terrestris NRRL 8126, 3363 nucleotides long. RefSeq lists its product as uncharacterized. The record is from RefSeq and is a predicted model, not a curated record. The coding region runs from base 1 to 3363 and encodes 1120 amino acids. The transcript has a single exon. Gene Ontology annotation, molecular function: microtubule binding. NCBI's taxonomy places the organism in Eukaryota, Fungi, Ascomycota, Sordariomycetes, Sordariales, Chaetomiaceae.
AUGCUGCAGCAUCGUAUGCAUCACAACCCCUUCAGCUCACCGCCAUCUUCCACCGGCUCCCACGACACGGUCAGCACCACCACCGAGGAACUCUCCCAGAACUUGUCCAACUUCUCCUUCAGCCCCGACGGCGAGGGCACGCGCGUGUUCGGCGAGGACCUCCAGCAGCCGUCCAACAGGCGCGCUGCCCGUUCCGGCCGUUUCGGCUCCAAGCAGAUGCACGAGACAAUUCUCAACACGUCGGCAAUUGCUCGCACUUUCCCCGAAUGGAGUGGCCUUGUGGCCAGGGACAACGCGACAGUCACGCAGACCAUCGACAUGGCUGCCCCAUUCAAGCCCGUUUCUGCCUCCCCGGGUGGGAAGGAGAACAUGCCCCCGACCCAGGAACGCGCCGAGGAGAAUACGUUCGAGAUUAUGGCCGACGCGAAGAGGAAGCGAUCUCGCGCCGACUUGCAAGCUCGCGUUGAGAAUGAGUCGGACUGCUCCACCGUCCUCUCUCUGUCGCCUGCCAGGCCCGUGUCGGGCGCCCGCCGCUCUCGCUUCGCCGUCGCCCAGCCGGAUGCCACGCCAUCCCCGGACGUGCCCAAGCGCUCUCUUCAGGACGUCGCCUCCAAGAUCCGUACCGAGAAGAAAACGGCCGAGGGCGGCACAACCCCAAGCCGCCCUUCUGCGCUUCAGCCGAGUCACGAAACGCCAGCGCACAAUCCUGCGCCCGACAGCAGCAUGGUCACCCCGACCAGCCGCUCCUUCUUCCUGCCCUCCUUCCGACAUCUUCCUGACUGGACGUCCGGCACUCUCAAGUUUAGCACUAUGAAGAACGGCGUUCCCGUCUUUGUCAGGUCGGGCAAGUCUGGCGUCCGUCUCGACCAGUACGGAAAGGAGCACGCCGACGUCCAUGCAGUCGGCAUCCCCAAAGAGGACGAGGAAAUUUUUGUCUCGAUGGAUAAGCUCCAGGAGGAAGUCCGCGAACUCCACGAUCACGACGCGAUGCUUCAGCGUGAAGCAGAGAGGCUGCAGCGCGAAGUCUAUCAGCUCCAAGCUGAGCUUAAGAGGCUCAAGAGCCAGAAGCUCUCGGAUAGCGCCAUUGGUUCAGAAUCUGAGGCCUCGUUCAGGCGCAGUGGCGGGCAUGACCAGAACCUAGAGCACGAAAUCGCCGAGCUUCGGGAACGCCUGGACCAGGCUAGCAGGCAGGUCGGCGUCCAUGACAUCCACAGCGCCGCUCUCGCCGCCGAGCGCGACGAAGCGUUGCACCAGGCGUCGGUGGCUCGCGAACGGGCCACUAAGCUCCAGGCAGAGCUUGAGGCGACGCAGAAGGACCUCGAAUCCUCGCUCAACUUGCUGCGCGAGCGGGAGACCCUGCAGCUCGAGAAUGACAAGCUGCGUCGCGAACUCAGCGGGGUACAAAAGGAUCUCCGUGCUACCCGCGAGGAGCUUGACUCAGUUCGCAAGCAGUUUGAGGCUGCUCAGGAGGAGAAGCGCCAGCUCGCCCAGGAUCAUGCCAGCAUGGAGCGCAACAACGAGAGCUAUUUCAAGGAGAACAAGAAGCUCCAGGCGCAGGUUGCCGCACGGGACCAGCAUAUUGCCGAUCUCAAGAAAGGCAUCAGCUCGCGCGACAAGAUGCUCGAAAACAUCCAGGGCCUGACGACAGACACGGCCGCGCUCGAGUUAAACGCCGAGCUCCAAGCCGAAAUCGAGCGGCUGCAAAAACGAGUGGAGCAGCAGAGAGCAGAGUUGCACCAGAAGGAUGGCGAUAUCAGCGCGAAGGAAGGUCGCAUCCGCUCGCUCAAGGAGCAGAAUCUCGACCUCUCCAUAGACAAUGAGCGACUGCGGGAGGAGAACCAGCGCCUUCGUACGGAGCACGAGGAAAUAAGGAGCCAGUGGGUCGAAGAAAGGCAUAAGGUGGUUCGCUUGAACCAGCUCCUCGGCAGGAACACGGUGGCCGAAACGGCAGAUGAUUGCGUCCGCUUGGACGACGACUUUAAACAGAGGGAGGCAGCUCUUCGACAGAAGCUUGAGCGUCGGGAGGCAGCCGUUAAGAAGGUCAAGCAGCUUUCGAGCAAGAUCAGCAAGAUCGCAGAGCAGGAGUUCAUUGGCAAGACGGUCAAAGUCACCCGCAUCGUCGAGCCAACGGGCAUGCAGAACGUCACCGAAGAGACGACGGGAAAGAGCAGCGCCGUCAAUGUCGACGAGGAUCCGACUCGGGAGCUGCACCUAAGCGACGAUUCCGAGUUUGCCAGCGUCAUGGAGGGUGAGAUCGCCAAGCUGAGACAAACCUAUGAGGCGCUUCGAAGCCGGGCACUGCAGGGCAACGAUAUGACGGAUAAUUCACUGCCUUCGCUCCCUCCAACGCUUCAACGGAGCAAAUCUGACAGCGGCGUUCCAGCUGCCAAGGCUACCCAGUCCAAGGCCCAGCUGCCCGGGAUCCUGAAAAAGCCGAGUCAGCCUGCAUUCGAGGACGACACGGGCCGCUUUAGCGUCAAGUCUGCGCUGAGCAUCGUGAGCCAUCACUCUGACGAUGAAGUUCUCGAUACGGUUCACAGUCGCAAGUCGUCGAUGAGCACCGCCCAACCGGAGCUUCCCCGGCCACGCUCGCGCAUGCGCCGUGAUUCCGAGGCCGACCGCGACGCGACAGAGCCGAACAUGACCUCUGCUUUCUUCAUGCCCGACAUAACACUCGAGGGCAACAAGCAAGGCACCGCCAAGGACCUCCCGCAGCAGGCACUCCCGACCCUGAGCAAAGACGCCCGCCGUGUUCUAGACGGCAUUUGCCAGCACAACUCCAUCAACUGCAACGUCUGUGUGCGCAUCGCCACCCACGGCGAGAGGAUCGCGGCCAAUUCCACCGUCACUUCCACCAAGAAGAUCCUGAUCACCGAGGAGGACGUUCGGCGCGGCAAGAAGACCGUCUCAGCCGAGAAGCCCAUCCCGGUGUCGGACCGCGCUCCGGAGCAGCCAGCCGCCUCCGCACACCAACAACAACACGCCAACUCGGACGAGCCCACCGUCCGCCCGUCCAUGCCGCCCGGCGAGGCCCUCGCCGUCCUGAUCAAGGAGACCCAAGACGAGAUCGACCACCUCCAGAUGGAGCUCAAGCGGCUGAACGAAGUCUACUGCGGCCUGGACAAGUCGCAGGGCAUGCGCGAGCGCCGGCGCGUCAUGGCCGACAUCAAGCGCCUGCUGGGCGAGCUCGAGGCCAAGAGCGGCCACCUGUACCGCCUGCACGACGUGCUCGAGGGCCAGAAGCAGGCCGGCCAGCUGAUGCAGGACGGCCAGGUCGAUGUCACCGUCCUGAGUGGGUUGGUGCGGGCUGAGGUGGCUGGGGAGAGCAGAGCGGUGGCGGAGGAGUGGAAUGGGUUUGACUGA